UCCCCGCAGCUCCAGCCCCCUCACAAAAGCCAACUCCAGCACCCAAAGCAGUGCAGCUCCCCCAGGACAUGCCCAGUGCCCCGGGCAGGGGGAAGGAGCCCUGAGGAACAGCUCCCACAUCCCGUGGUCUCCAGGAAGAUCCCAGGAAGACCCCAAGGACAUCCCACAAGCACCAUGAGCACUCCUGCCCCCAGCUUCGCUGUCCUCUCCUCAGCAGGGCCAAUCCCAUUCCCCACCGCUCUGGCCAUCGUCCUGAGCUGCGUCUUCUCCGGGGCGCACAGCCAGACCCCUCGGGCCCUCCAGGAGAGCACCGUGCCCCUGGAGGUGCUGGGCCAGGAGCAGCCCCGCAGCCUGGUGCAGCCCGGGCUGCUGCGGGGCGUGCCGGCGUCCAACGCGUCGGACAGCGUUCCCGGGAGCCGCCCCUCGGAGCCGCCGCUGCUGCCCGUGUGUGCCCGGCCCGCCGACAUCCGCCACGUCUUCAAGUACAUCAACACCAUCGUGUCCUGCACCAUCUUCGUCGUGGGCAUCAUCGGCAACUCCACGCUGCUGCGCAUCAUCUACAAGAACAAGUGCAUGAGGAACGGCCCCAACGUGCUCAUCGCCAGCCUGGCCCUGGGGGACCUGCUCUACAUCCUCAUCGCGCUGCCCAUCAACGUCUACAAGCUCCUGGCCAAGGACUGGCCCUUCGGGGUGCAGGUCUGCAAGCUGGUGCCCUUCAUCCAGAAAGCCUCCGUGGGCAUCACAGUGCUCAGCCUCUGCGCCCUCAGCAUCGACAGGUACCGAGCAGUGGCGUCCUGGAGCCGGAUCCAGGGCAUUGGGAUUCCCAUGUGGAAGGCCGUGGAGGUGCUGCUGAUCUGGGCAGUGGCCAUCGUGCUGGCAGUGCCCGAGGCCAUCGCCUUCGACAUGGUGGAGCUGAGCUACUGGGAGCAGCACCUGUGGGUGUGCAUGCUGGCCUCGGAGCAGAAAUCCCGCUUCAUGAGGUUCUACCGGGAUGUGAAGGACUGGUGGCUUUUUGGCUUCUAUUUCUGCCUGCCCUUGGUGUGCACAGGCAUCUUCUACACCCUCAUGUCCUGUGAGAUGCUGAGCAAGAGGAACGGGAUGAGGAUCGCUCUGAAUGACCACAUGAAACGGCGCCGGGAGGUGGCCAAGACCGUGUUCUGCCUGGUGGUGAUCUUCGCGCUCUGCUGGCUGCCCCUGCACCUCAGCCGCAUCCUCAAGAAGACCAUCUACGACCAGACGGACCCCAACCGCUGUGAGCUGCUCAGCUUCCUCCUGGUGAUGGAUUAUUUUGGGAUCAACAUGGCCUCUCUCAACUCCUGCAUCAACCCCGUGGCUCUGUACUUUGUCAGCCGGAAAUUCAAGAACUGCUUCCAGUCCUGCCUGUGCUGCUGGUGCCAGAGGCCGGCCCUGAGCAUCACUCCUACGGAUGAGAAGGGAUCUGUUGGGAAGUGGAAAGCCACGGGGCAGGAGCUGGGGCUGGACCGGAGCAGCUCCCGCCUGAGCAACAAGUACAGCUCUUCCUAAAUCCGUGUCACUGUCCAGGACAAGGCACAGGGACAGCAGGACCCCUCCGAUCCUCUCCCAGGCUCUUCCUGGCUGGGCCUGAAUCAGCUUUGCCGUCGUGUCCUAACCCAGCUGGAAGGAGCUGGAGCAUUCCCCAGGAGCUGCUCCAAGCCCAGCCCCUGACCCCAGCGGUCACCUCUGCAGGAGAGGGAAGGGCAUUCACAUCCUCACAGGAUUUCUCAUUUCCUCGCAGGAAAACCAAGGGACUCCUGGCCUUUGCCUCGGGGUGGAACGUGGGGCGGGGGGAUGCGUGUGGGAAGGGAUGUUGGGGUGGUCACUCUAUGGGGUCAGGAGGAGAGGGAGAGUGACAAUUUCCAGCUGUAAAAGCCAAGCAAAGCCUGGAUAAAUCCCUGUGAGGGACAGAGAUGUCCUUGUGGUCAUGUGGAGGUGGGAAAGGCAGUGGAGAAGGUCCAAUCUCAGCUGGAAGAGCCACUAGAACCAAGUAAAAUACAGGAAAGGGCUCUCUUGAAUUUAUUAUUGGCAAUAAUUCAUCCCCCAGGUGAUUUGGCAGUGGUUUUCAAGGCCGGGUUGGACAGGGCUUGGAGCACCCUGGGAUAGGGGAAGGAGUCCCUGCCCAUGGCAGGGGUGGGAGGACAGGGAGUGGGGGUCCCUCCCAACCCAAACCAGUCUGUGACUGCAAACCAUGUGAUUCCAUGUGACUGAGAAUCCAUGUGACUCCAUUCUAACGUUCUUGCCAAAACUUUCAGAAAAACUACAUGAAAAAGUGGUAUUUAUCAGGUUUUUGAUGAUUCUUUGUUGGUUUUCCCACAUCUCUCUUUUCCCUCUCUCUCUUUUCCUUCUUUCCCCCUUCUACCAUGUCAUAGAAAAAAAUGGAGAGAGGAAAAGGGGAGAAGAGACGAGACCUGCAAUUAAAACAUUCUCCAGGUGUUGGGGUGGGCUUUUAGCUUAACUUUCACUGAAAUGUAAAUGUUUUACAAAUAAAUCAUAAAAGACAAAUGGGUUUCAAGGAAAACGGAGACUGAGGAAUAUCAAGACCAGCCCAUUUUCCCAAUCUGUGGAGCAGAAAUUUACCCAAAUUUGGAAAAUUUUCCCAGUCUGUAGAGCAAUCUAUCUCCACGUUCCAUGACUUUCCAUCUCUAUGCUGAGCAGAACACAUAAUGAGAUCUGCAGCAUCUAAAUGAAUAAACUUUAUUAUUAAAGAAAA
Messenger RNA from Motacilla alba alba, 2728 nucleotides. RefSeq names its product endothelin receptor type B-like. Lineage: Eukaryota; Metazoa; Chordata; Aves; Passeriformes; Motacillidae. Bases 175 to 1524 code for a protein of 449 amino acids. Gene Ontology annotation, biological process: vasoconstriction; G protein-coupled receptor signaling pathway; enteric nervous system development. Gene Ontology annotation, cellular component: membrane. The record is from RefSeq and is a predicted model, not a curated record. The transcript is spliced from 8 exons. Gene Ontology annotation, molecular function: endothelin receptor activity.